Triticum turgidum subsp. durum (durum wheat) is the source of this 330-nucleotide messenger RNA. Lineage: Eukaryota; Viridiplantae; Streptophyta; Magnoliopsida; Poales; Poaceae. The record is from the annotation of a GenBank genome assembly.
AUGGAGGGGGACGACAAGUGGAAGCUGUCCAAGAAGGGGCGGAGCAGAUCGGGCCGGAACUACUACUACGGCGACGCGUCCGGGUCCGGGGCCAGCACCAGCGGCGGGGGCCUGAGCCGGAGCUACUCGGCCAGCGUCACCGCCACCCGGGACGGCAGCGCCGGCGCCAGCGGAAGCGGGAGCUCGUCGUCGGAGCAGCAGAAGAAGGAGGAGGCCGAGUCAAGGAGGCGGCUGUCCAAGAAGUGCGUGGAGGCGGUGAAGGAGCACCGCGCGCGCUUCUACAUCGUCCGCCGCUGCGUCUCCAUGCUCGUCUGCUGGCGCGACUACUAG